AUGCCUCAGGAUGAGAAGGACCCUGAGAUGUCCUGCCCCACAAAUGAUCCAAAGGAGGCUGAAUUAGAGACAAAAGGAGACAUGGGCGAUCUGUAUGAGGCCCUGGAGAAGCUCCAUGGGCUCUCUGAUGGGGAGAAGGGGGAGAAGGCUCUGCUACGUUCACGCCUCCAUGAGCAGUCUCAGCUCAUCUGCAUAUUGAAGAAGCGAGCGGAUGAUACCCUAAUGCGCUGCAAGGCACUGGAAAGUCUCAACAUGGAGCUGGAGGAGUUGAGGAUGGAGGAUAGUGUGAGGCUGGAAAGUCAGACCCGGCGGGCCCAGCAGCUGGAGGAGCGCUUUAUGGACUUGGCUGCCAACCAUGAGGACAUGAUUCGUUUCAAGGAUGAGCACAAGCAGCAGAACAUGCUGCUGAGGGAGGAAAAUAAGCGCCUGAGGCAGGAAAACAAUAGCCUUUUCAGCCAGGCUCUGAAGAAGAAGGAGGCUGAGGUUCUCCAGCUCACUUCCCAGGGGACGAGGCUCUCUCAGGAGGUAGAUUCCUUAAAAGAGAGAUGUGCUCAAGAGAGCCACAGAGCCCAGGAGCGAGAGAAGGAGCUACUGGAAGCUCAGAGCCAACAAGCCAGUGUCCAUGCCAGGGAAACUGAUUUACUGAGAAGCCAACUGCAAAGCCUGGAGGAGAAGCACUGCCAAAUUGCUGCACAGCUGGAGCAGGCAGAAAGGCAACGAAAGGCUGAGGGCAGCGAGCUGCAAGCCAAGUUGGAGAGGGUGAUCCGUGACAAAGAGGAGCUGCUGCAUCUGGCUAUGGAGAGGGGCAAGACACUGCAGGAGAAGCAACGGGAAAUUCAGCAGCUGGAGAAGAAGCUGGAGUCUGCAGAGAGGGCCAGGCUGACAGCAGAGGAGCGCUUUGUGAGAGAGGUAGCAGCAGUGGACAGCAACCUAAGGGUCCAAGAGCUGCAGCGACGUCUGGAGGGAAAUGAGCAAGCAUACAGUGAGCUCUGGAUGCAGUUUGAUGCUUACAAGAAACACAGCAUGGACUUACUUACUAAAGAAAAAGAGCUGAACAACAAACUCCGCCACUUCAUGUCAUAACCCCUCAUCCUCUGUUCAGCUCUCAGCAGAACUAUUAUAGCACACUACUUACUGCUUGUUAGUAACCCUUUUUUUAAAAACUAAAAUGAUCUUGUAUCAGAUUUCUUUAUUAGUGUGCUCACAACUUUACAAACCUUUUAUGAGGGCUGGUUUGAAGCCCAUUUUUUGUUUCCAUACUAUUGAUUUGAGGUGGCAGCCUAAAUGCAGCACUUUGAGUUAGCAGAACAAGUUAUGCUAAAUAAAAUUGGGAAACAAUGGA
Molecule: messenger RNA, 1342 nt
Organism: Chelonia mydas (Green sea turtle)
Lineage: Eukaryota; Metazoa; Chordata; Testudines; Cheloniidae
Gene: CCDC89
Product: coiled-coil domain containing 89
Exons: 1
Coding region: 1-1083 (360 amino acids)
Source: RefSeq, a predicted model, not a curated record